This is a messenger RNA of Nilaparvata lugens (brown planthopper), 2563 nucleotides long. It is a transcript of the gene Sec61beta, whose product is annotated as protein transport protein Sec61 subunit beta. Lineage: Eukaryota; Metazoa; Arthropoda; Insecta; Hemiptera; Delphacidae. Gene Ontology annotation, biological process: intracellular protein transport. The transcript is spliced from 6 exons. Bases 1 to 231 code for a protein of 76 amino acids. Gene Ontology annotation, cellular component: Sec61 translocon complex. The record is from RefSeq and is a predicted model, not a curated record.
AUGAGCCGUCCCCGUGUUGCUUACCAUGGCACAGUCAUACAAAGGAAAACAGCACCAGCAACUGCGUCUCGCAACAGAACAACAGGCACCGGCAGUGGUGGCAUGUGGCGUUUCUACACUGACGAUUCACCUGGCAUCAAAGUAGGGCCUGUGCCAGUUUUAGUGAUGUCCCUUCUCUUCAUUGCAUCAGUCUUCAUGCUCCACAUCUGGGGAAAAUACACUCGCUCAUAGGAAAUGGAGACUAUCCUAACAUCAUUCCUUCUUUCACUGUGAACUGCCGACAAACAAUUCCGUAAAGUGGUUCAUGGCAUUUAUCAUUCAUUCACAACUCAUGGAUUAAGUUAUUGGUUUCAUAAAAUUAUAGACUUAUCAUAGUCUAAAUAUCAUAUUCAUUGUCCAUAAACUCAUCUACUACAAUAAUAAUUGUUUGUUAUUAUUCUAAUUUAUAUUUAAAAUUUAUUUCAAUUGUUGUAUUAUUGAAUAAACCAAUUUUAUAUAAUUCUCUUGUCAAAUGAAUAAGUAUUGAUAUUGUCAAGUGCCGCUAUAAUAGAGUUGUUAUUAGAUUGGACUGGACAAUAACAAGUGUUAUGAAUUUCCAUUUGUAAAGUGAAGGAUUCCAUUUUGGUCAGUGACGGAUGGAGACGGCUUCAAUGUAGGAGCACCCCAGUCUUAUUCUGAAAAUGUUGAAUACUCUAUUCUAUUGAGCUAUAAUGAUAAAAAAUAACCUGGUUGGCUCAGGUCACACCUGAUAAAUUUAAGGGCCUCUGACGACUUCUUUUAGUAAGACGGAACUGACAGUUCCAAUUUUAAUAAGUGUAAUAAAUUUAUUAAAUUUUUCAUACAAAGUUUACGUUAAAUAAAAGUCCACUCAAAAUUGUCUACCGACUGGUCUCGGGAAAUAACACACGAGACUUGUGAAUGGGAGGUUCUCGGUUCGAAUCCAGCUACAGUCAUUUUUUUCUGAGCAUUUUCAAGCUCAAUGAAGAUUAUCCACGUAAUUUUAACAAAAUAAUAAAUAAUUAUUCCAUUAUUUCAAUCAAUAUUUCUAUUGUAAUAGCUGUCAAGUAAAUUUGGUAGUUUUUAAUUUCCAGCAUGGAACUAUAAAACUAUUUCAAUUUUUUUUUUCAGAGCCCCUUGUGGAACGUGGGCUACACCUGCUUGUAAAAUAUAUUCUAUUAGGCAAUUAAUAUAGCUCACUUAUUAGAUCUGCUAAUGAAUCUUGAUGUGAAGUGACUAUAUGUCUUUUUGUAUUAUGAGGUUGAAUCAAACCAAAAUUAAAUUAUGCACACAUUGUACAGUUAUAGUACUGUCAAUGAAAGGUAAUGAGAGGGAAAUGUUUGGAAGACAAUUUUUGACCCCGCAGCUCUGUUUGGGGAUAGCUGGGUGAUGAACAUAUUAAGAGUCUUUACCCCUUAUAGCCAUGCGCAUUCAGCUCCAUUCAUACUUCACAAAAUUGAAGCUUAUAAUAUUUUCUAGAAGUUUUAACAAACUCAUUUCUCUGUAUCUUUUACAGUUCAUUUCUGAUGUAUCUUUUGAAGGUAUUCCAUUUUGAAAAAAAAACUGGUUUUGUUUCCAGUGUUUUUUUUGCAUUUUGGCCUUCUAACUUUACAAUGAAUAAUGAAAAAAGUAUAAUUUAACCGUAAUAUGUAUUUAUCCACGACUUUUGCAACAGUAAUUAAUUUCCUUAAUUGAUAUUAAAUAUUUUGUUGAAUAAUUACUAGUAGUUCUGUGAACAGUAGACCUCGCGCAGUUAUAGACCGCAGCCUCCUCUUAUACUGCCCAUCAGAGUAAAUCCUGUCUGUAUGUCGUGUCGGCGAGAUAUCGGUGUGAAAACGGCUAAUGGCUGUUGGGGUUGGUGUAUCAAAAAUGCUAACAUCAAAAGCUAAUCUCCUUCAAGUAAUACUGGCAACAGGACAGCCCAAGUUCAAAGCAGAGAAAGUUCGAGAGACAAUGCUACCUAUGUUAUAUUUUUAGUUAUUAAUUGCACGCAAUCAAUAGUUCAUUUAUUUAUUUGUUCACAAUGGAGACAACGGGUUUCCCCGAAUAUGUCUCCUUAACAAAAACAAAUUGUAAAGAUACAAAUGAAAAAAGAAAAAUAAUGCAAUAAUAAAUAAUAGGCCUACAAACAACAAAAAUACCACCUAAAUGAAAAAUACAAAGAUUUCAAAUACUUAUGAAAAAAGUAAAAAUGAAACAAAUAGGGAAUUCAAAAUUUAUAAAAAUUAACGAUUAUGAUAACAAAUAAUGAACAAAAAUUUUAUCAAUAGAAUAAUGUAAAGUAGAUGAGACAGUGGCACUUUCUCAAUAACAAUGUAAGCUAAUGCCUUCACCAAAUAUGCAAUCGUAUGGUGGGAAGAAAAAACUAUAGCUUUCUGUUUUUAUUUAAUAUCAAAAAUUAUUUAUUUAAUACGAAUAUUCCCAUAUGAAACGAUGCGAAACGGAAAAAAAUGAAUUGAGAUAAAGGAAAGAUUACAACUAUAAUCAACAAUCAAAAUUUCUGAUUAUAAUAAUCAGAUAAUAAUUUAAGGGCUACUCGCUUAGCUGAUCUGUGGUCGAUCAGUUU